CGUGUUCUAUACCAAGGGAAAGUAAUCCAAGAUGGCGUACCAAACGUUUCACUCCGAAUACAUGCAAAUGCCCAUAGUUACACGGGCUUACACUACAGCAUGUGUAUUAACCACACUAGCAGUGCAACUCGACGUCAUUACUCCAUUUCAACUUUAUUUCAAUCCAGAACUGAUCUUUCAGCGAUAUCAGCUGUGGAGACUUAUCACCAACUUUUUAUUCUUUGGCACGAUAGGUUUUAAUUUCUUUUUCAACAUGAUUUUUACAUAUCGAUAUUGCCGUAUGCUUGAGGAGGGUUCUUUUCGUGGUCGUUCUGCAGACUUCGUAUUUAUGUUCAUAUUUGGUGGUGCCCUCAUGACUAUUAUUGCUCUUUUUGUGAAUCUUGUUUUCCUGGGUCAAGCAUUCACAAUAAUGCUUGUUUACAUUUGGAGCAGAAGAAAUCCUUAUGUGAGAAUGAACUUUUUUGGUCUUUUGACGUUCAAAGCUCCAUUUUUACCUUGGGUAUUGUUUGGUUUCUCUCUGAUGCUUGGCAACUCAGUCAUGGUGGAUUUAGUUGGUAUUGCAGUUGGUCAUGUUUACUACUUCUUGGAGGAUGUCUUCCCUGAACAACCAGGUGGCUUCAGAAUCCUGAAGAGUCCUGGAUUCUUGAAAACGAUAUUUGAUGGCCCAGUAGAUGACCCUAACUACCAGCCACUACCAGAAGACAGACCUGGAGGGUUUAACUGGGGUGAAGGAGAACAAGUGGGUGUAGAUAAUAAUGAUGACAACCAGUGAAAAAGAUAAUAUUAUUGRACCAUUGCAGGACAUGGAACUAAUUUAUUAGCUUUCCUUUGGCAAAAUGGCUUGGCAUUGAAAUAAGAUUGUAGUUGACAAGGCAUCAAGUGUACAGAUUGAGUAAAAGUGCUUGUACAGCUGUAAAUAUUGUUAGAGAAUGAAUGGUAAUGAAUUAAAACUGAGCAAUAUUCUAAAUGUWACUAAAAUAAAAGAACUAUGACACUUAA
Molecule: messenger RNA, 999 nt
Organism: Actinia tenebrosa (Australian red waratah sea anemone)
Lineage: Eukaryota; Metazoa; Cnidaria; Anthozoa; Actiniaria; Actiniidae
Product: derlin-2
Source: RefSeq, a predicted model, not a curated record